Perca fluviatilis (European perch) is the source of this 1357-nucleotide messenger RNA. RefSeq lists its product as uncharacterized. The record is from RefSeq and is a predicted model, not a curated record. Gene Ontology annotation, cellular component: mitochondrion. The transcript has 5 exons. Lineage: Eukaryota; Metazoa; Chordata; Actinopteri; Perciformes; Percidae. Gene Ontology annotation, molecular function: glycine N-acyltransferase activity. Bases 147 to 983 code for a protein of 278 amino acids.
GACACAGUAACAUUACAUAAGUGACAUGCCCUGCAUGACCGACUGUCAGUGAUUUAUAAAGGCGGAGACCGUUUUUAUUAGAACAGAGCAGUUUAAACCGGCAGGCAGGAUAAAGUGCAUCGGUAAAGAGGCUUCGCUUCCCAAACAUGAAGUUCCUUAACAAAGACGAACUGCAGAUCGCUGAAGGAGUUCUGCUAAAACACUUACCCAAGAGUUCUAAGGUAUACGGUUUCCUAUAUGCUAUUAACAGGAACAAACCAAGCACACUGGAGGUCAUCGUUGAUACAUGGCCUGAUUUUAAAGUCAUCAUUUGCCGACCUGACCCCAAUAACAAGCGCGCCCUGGAGUUUAUGAAAAAGGUUACAUACUACAGCAUGGAUGAGCCGAGUUUAAGGAAAAUGCUGACAGAAGAGAAUGCAAUUGACUGGAGCACCUACUUUCUUAUUGGAGGAUUUGACAUUUCCCAUACCUCCAUGCUCAAAGAAGUGGCUUCUGACAGAGAAGUCAACAACAGAUGCUAUACUGCGGUGCAUCUUCUGUAUCUGCCAGACAGCAGCCUUCUGCUCACACCAGCAGCUGGCAGUGAGUUUGAAUCAAGGAUUUCAUCGCUUAACCUUUCCCAUGUUGACUUGGUGAAUAAAACCUGGAAGUUUGGAGGAAACGAGCAGGGUUACAGAAACAUUCAAAACCUCAUCAGCAACUUCCCGUCAUGCUGCAUCACUGACGGCCAGGGCCAGCCGGUGUCCUGGAUUCUUGUGUAUGAUUACUGUGCUUUGGGCUUAUUGUACACUCUGCCAGAGCAUAGAGGGAGAGGCUACGCCAAAGUCCUGGUCAGCACCAUGGCCAAGAGACUCCACGCUGAGGGCUACCCGGUGUACUGCUUCGUAGAGGAGGAGAAUACGGUCUCCUACACGCUCUUUAAAAACCUGGGCUUCAUCGAGGAUCCCUCAUACAGGGCGGCAUGGUUUGAGUUCAACUUUUGACUUUGUAACCAUUUCUAACAAGCGUUUGUAUAAAAAUAACUUUCAAUGUUUCCUUUGAGAAUGUGAUUAAAAUGUAAAGUUUACAAAUGGUAUAGGCUCUCCAAAGCAUUGCAUCAAAACCUGGUUAUAAUGGUGGUAUAAGGGAAAAUGGCAUUACUGACACAAAUAAUAAUGUAAAAAUAUAUAAAUAUAUAUAUAUAUUCAUAUAAAAUAUGUGCUUUGCUCUCUGUUUGCAGUUAUAGCAAAUAAUGUACAUCCAAUAUAUUUACCAUACUAUAGAGGCUACCUCAUUUUAUACACACCGAUGCAAUUAUUAGUAACCACGGUUCUCCAAAAUAAAGACAUUUAGUUGUUUUAUUCAUGUUUCAAAGAGA